This is a messenger RNA of Didymodactylos carnosus, 3594 nucleotides long. NCBI's taxonomy places the organism in Eukaryota, Metazoa, Rotifera, Eurotatoria, Philodinida, Philodinidae. The record is from the annotation of a GenBank genome assembly.
AUGACUACAUCCGAAGUAGCUCAACGUUCUAUUGAAAUUCCUUUACAUGACAGUGAUGAAGUUAUUGAAGUCAGCCUUGAUCAACUACCAGAUGGACAUGAAGUAUUGUCAAUUCUUCAACAAGAAAAUUGUCCAUUACACAUAUGGGUUACAUUGGCCUUGGAAUAUUAUCGUCAAGAAAAAGAAACAGAUUUUGUUCAAAUUCUAGAAGCAGCAAAAAAUGAAAUAACAAAUCAAAAACAACAACCACAAUCUCAUCAACAGCAAACAAAAGAGCAACGUCAACACGAAAAUGAUCAAAUGAGAUGUUUAGAUACAUUAGCUGCUUACUAUGUGAAAUGUGGAUAUAAAGAAAAACGUGGACAAAAAAAACGAGAAAAUUUCACACAAGCAACAUUAUUAUAUACACAUGCAGAUAAAAUUAUGAUGUAUGAUUUGAAUCAUCUUCUUGGUCGUGCCUAUUUUUGUUUACUGGAAGGUGAUAAAAUGGACCAAGCUGAAGCACAAUUUAAUUUCGUUUUGAAUCAGAUGCCAAAUAAUAUUCCAGCGUUACUUGGACGAGCGUGUAUUUCAUUCAAUAAAAAAGAUUAUCGUUCAGCAUUAAAUUUAUAUAAACGUGCAUUAAAAAAUUGUCCAGAAAAUUCUGCUAGUAUCCGAGUCGGGAUGGCAAAUUGUUUUGCUAAACUUAAUAAAUUAGAAAAAGCUGAGCUCUCGUUUAAUCGUGCAAUUCAAAUUGAUCCGAAAUGUGUUGGUGCUUUAGUUGGUCUAGCUAUAUUGGAGUUAAAUCAAAAACGAAAUGAAUCAAUACGAAAUGGUGUAACAAAAUUAUCACAUGCUUAUCAGUCUGAUCCACAAAAUCCAAUGGUUCUAAAUCAUUUAGCAAAUCAUUUCUUUUUCAAAAAAGAUUAUCAACGUGUACGUCAAUUAGCGAUGCAUGCAUUGAAUUAUACAGAAAAUGAAGCAAUGCGUUCAGAAUCGUGUUAUCAUUUAGCUCGUGCACAUCAUGCUGAACGUGAUUAUGAAGAAGCAUUUCGUUAUUAUUAUCAGGCAACACAUUUAGCACCAGAAAAAUUUGUUUUACCACAUUUUGGUUUGGGACAAAUGUAUUUGGCACGUUCAGAUUUUACUAAUGCCAGUGAUUGUUUCGAAAAAAUAUUAAAAGUUCAUCCAAAUGAUCAUGAAUCUAUGAAAAUUUUGGCUAGUAUCUAUGCUGAAUCAAGUGAAAUCGAAAAACGAGAUAAAGCACGUGAAUAUCUGAAGAAAGUGACACAACAUGAUAUACAUGAUAUUGAUUCUUGGAUACAAUUAGCUGAAAUAUUAGAAGGCGUCGAAUUGCAAGGUGCAUUAGAUGCAUAUUUGACUGCAUCGAAAUUGAUACGUGAAACACACGGAGUAGAUACACCAGUUGAAAUAUUGAAUAAUAUGGGAAGUUUAUAUUAUCGUUUGAAUAAUUAUGAAGAAAGCAAGCGUUGUUUUGAAAUGGGUAUUCAAAAUGCUGAUAUGGCUCGUGAAGCAGAGCCAGGAUACUACAACUCAAUAUUAGUGACAAUGCGUUAUAAUUUGGCUCGUGUUUGUGAAGCAUCAUUUGAAUUUGAUAAAGCCGAAACAUUAUAUAAAGAGAUUUUACGUGAACAUCCGAAAUAUGUUGAUUGUGUAUUGAGACUGGGCUGUAUGGCACGCGAUCGUGGACAAAUAUACAAUGCAUCGGAUUGGUUUAAAGAUGCUUUAGAAAUUAAUCAGAAUAAUCCCGAUGCAUGGACAAUGAUUGGUAAUUUACAUUCAGCUAAACAAGAAUGGCGCCCAGGUCAAAAGAAAUUUGAACGUAUUCUGCAUAACUCAAGUACGGCAAACGAUUCAUAUGCAAUGAUAUCAUUAGGAAAUAUUUGGUUACAAACGUUGUAUAUACCAACACGAGACAAAGACCGAGAAAAACGUCAUCAAACCCGUGCAUUACAAGUCUAUAAAACUGUAUUAAAAAAUGAUCAACGUAAUAUUUGGGCAGCAAAUGGAGUUGGUUGUGUAUUAGCACAUAAGAAUUAUUUGAAUGAAGCUCGUGAUAUAUUUGCUCAAGUUCGUGAAGCAACAGCUGAUUUUCCUGAUGUAUGGUUAAAUAUUGCUCAUAUAUACGUUGAACAAAAACAGUAUAUACCUGCUGUACAAAUGUAUGAAAAUUGUUUGAAAAAGUUUUAUAAAUACAACAACGUUGAAGUAUUAACGUAUUUAGCCCGUGCAUUAGUUAAGGGAAAUCGUUUGAAAGAAGCGCAUAAUGCAUUGUUAAAUGCUAGAAGAGUAUCACCACAUGAUCUGACACUGAUGUAUAACGUGUCAUUAGUACAACAAAAACUAGCUCAUGAAACAUUAAAAGAUGAAAAUAGUACAUUAACACCAGUAUUGCAAGCAAUCGACCAAUUGAAAAUAGCCCAAAAAACAUUCACGUGGUUAGCUGAAAAUGGUGAUCCAUCUAGAAUUGAUUUAAAUCAAUCAUCUCAAGAAGCUAGACAAUGUUCCGAUUAUCUAUCCCAAUCAACAUAUCACGAAAUACGUGCAAGAAAGAAAGAUGAAGAAGAACAAUUUAUCAGACGUAAACAAGACGAAGAAAGGAAGAAAUUACGUGAAAAACAAAUGUAUGAAGAGCAAGAACGUCGCCGAAAAGAUGAAGAGCGUCGUCAAUUUGAACGUAAGAAACGUGAAGAAUUUGUACGUAAUUGCAAUUUAUUAGCAGUAAAUGAAACACAAGAAAAAGCCGAAAGACAACGACCAAGUGGAAAUAAAAAGAGACCUAAACAAGUUGGUGAAGAAGAAGAAUUCAUUAAUGAUACACAUGAUUUAAUAUCAAAUACGGAAAAACAGAAAAAACGAAUGAAGAAACACACGGGUGGUGAUGAUGAAAAUGAAAGGAUUGCACCAAAGAAGAAAGAACGAAAACCACCAAGAAAACGUAAAGUUCGUGACAAUGUGUCAGGUAGUGAUGAAGAAAAUGAUGCACCAAAACCGAAAAAAAAGUUGAAAGAAAGAAAAACAAAAGUAAAAAUAACUGUGUCAGAUGAUGAAAACGACGAUAAUAUGCAGCAAGAACAGGAGACUGAUGAGUUGGAAGGAAAUGAAGAUGAAAUCAAUGAGAAUGAAGACGAAGAUGAUGAUCCUAAAGAUAAAAAGAGAUCAAAGAAAAAGCCUCGACAAAAUGAUUCAUCUGGCCGAUAUAAGUCGAAAGCAACCAUAUCAAGUAGUGAAUCAGAGAAUGAGGACAAUGCGAAAAAGACACCAAAUGAAGAAGAGUCCGGUAAUGAGGGACAAGAAAAAGCGGAUGAUGAUGAUGAUGAAGUCGAACAAAAUGAACAAGAAGACGAAGAAGAGCAACAACCGAGUGAAGAUGAAGGAGACAACAGUCAAGUUGAAAAUGAAAAUUCACCACUAAAUGGUGACGAAGAACAAGAGCAAGCAGAUGAACAAGCAGAUGAACAAGAGCAGGAUGAUGUUCAGCAAGAUGAUGAAAAUGAGGAUCAAGAUCAGAAUGAUGAGGCAGCAGAAGAUGAAAAUGAUGAAACACCACAAGAAUCACGUGUAGAAGAUUUAGAAAUAAGUGAUGAAGACUGA